AUGGCGGACUCUGCGAAGGUGCAGCUGACCCGCUGGGUGGAUAGCCAGGAUGAUCUUUGCGACGAAGACAAGGUCGCGAUGACGCUGGUGUUCAUCAACGUUGACGACGCUACGUGCCAGGCCUACAUGGCCAUGGACGAACGCCGUCGGAAAGCCAUUCUCAAAACAGCUGCUGCAGAUCACGCCGAGCCGGAUGCUUGGGACGACAUGAUGCAGCGGCUCAGCAAGUGGUCCGAUGACAUGGUGAGCUGCCAGCACUGCCGCACUGCCAGGUAG
Molecule: messenger RNA, 276 nt
Organism: Monoraphidium neglectum
Lineage: Eukaryota; Viridiplantae; Chlorophyta; Chlorophyceae; Sphaeropleales; Selenastraceae
Exons: 2
Coding region: 1-276 (91 amino acids)
Source: RefSeq, a predicted model, not a curated record